This is a messenger RNA of Rotaria sordida, 1107 nucleotides long. The record is from the annotation of a GenBank genome assembly. NCBI's taxonomy places the organism in Eukaryota, Metazoa, Rotifera, Eurotatoria, Philodinida, Philodinidae.
AUGGCAUCAAGAUCAUCAGUUCAAAUUAAUUCCUUACAUACAUCAAAUCGUACAACAGAAUCACCAACAUUAAACAAUCAUAAAACUAAUGAAAGUGACACUGUUUUAGUAGCUAAAAAAUUUAGUUGUGUUAGCUUGGUUGAACGUGAAGAACGACAACAAGCACUUGAUCGUUUAGAAAUUCUUAAAACAGUUGGUACUGGUUCAUAUGGUCAUGUUGUUGUUGCUCGAGAUCGUGACACAUCUAAUUAUUAUGCAUUAAAAAUAUUUACUAUUAAUCAUGUUGUACAAUCACGUCAAACUGAACAUGUCAAAAGUGAAAAAGAAAUUUUAUCAGUUAUAAAACAUCCAUUUAUAAUUCGUUUAUAUUGGACACAUCAUUCCGAACAAUUUCUUUAUAUGCUUCUUGAUUAUGUACCUGGUGGUGAAUUAUUUACUUAUAUGAGAAGAAAAGUAAUAUUUGAUAUUAAAUCAUCAUUAUUUUAUAUAAGUGAAAUAACACUUGCAUUUGAAUAUCUUCAUUCAUUACAAAUUGUUUAUCGUGAUUUGAAACCUGAAAAUAUUCUACUUGAUGCUGAAGGUCAUGUUAAAAUUGUUGAUUUCGGUUUUGCAAAGAAAAUCUUAAAUAAAACAUUUACUACAUGUGGUACACCAGAUUAUUUAAGUCCAGAAUUAUUUAAAGGUACAGGACAUAAUAAAAGUACUGAUUGGUGGAGCUUAGGUAUUUUAUUAUUUGAAAUGCUUAGUGGAGCAACACCAUUUAAUCCAAAUCAAAAUGAAAGUGAAAUUCCCAGUCGUGUAUUAGCUGGUAGAAUAACAUGGCCUCGGACAAUAGAUGACCAAUCAAAAGUAUUUAUUAAAAAAUUAUUAGUUCAAAAUCCUGACAAACGUCUUGGUGCUGGUAGAAAUGGUUCACGUGAAGUAAAAGAACAGCCAUUUUUUGCAUCAAUUAAAUGGGAAGAUGUUUAUGCAAGAAAAUUAAAACCACCUAUUGUACCUACUGUUCAACAUGCAGGUGAUACAUCAUGUUUUGAUCAAUAUAAAGAAGAUUGGCGAUCAGCACCAUUUGCAUCGGAUAAAGAAUUGGAAUUAUUUGCCGAUUUUUAA